Messenger RNA from Gracilinanus agilis (Agile Gracile Mouse Opossum), 2216 nucleotides. It is a transcript of the gene GRN, whose product is annotated as granulin precursor. Bases 66 to 1808 code for a protein of 580 amino acids. NCBI's taxonomy places the organism in Eukaryota, Metazoa, Chordata, Mammalia, Didelphimorphia, Didelphidae. Gene Ontology annotation, cellular component: extracellular region. The record is from RefSeq and is a predicted model, not a curated record. The transcript is spliced from 13 exons. Gene Ontology annotation, biological process: regulation of inflammatory response.
CGGCCGGAGUGCAGCAGCCCCGCAGUUUGUGGCCCGGGGCCGGGAAGGGUGCAAGCAGGUAGAAGAUGUGGAAGCUGGUAACCUGGCUGUCCCUGGUGACAGGGCUGGUGGUUGGAACUCAAUGCCCCGAUGGACAGGUGUGUCCUAAGACCUGCUGCAAAAAUCUAGAAAGAACUGGCUACCAUUGCUGUGAUUCAGAUUCACAGCCAUCCAUACCUAUAGCAGAGAAUGUACACUUGGGCCUCCUGUGCCAUGGUGAUUACCAUUGCCCCAUUGGCUUCUCCUGCCUCUUCACCCCUUUGGGGAACUACAGUUGCUGCCCCUAUCCAGAGGCUGUGGCAUGUGGUGAUGGGCACCAUUGCUGUCCUCGUGGCUUCCACUGCAGCCCUGAUGGGCAUUCCUGCUUUAAAGCAGAAGCUACCAGGCUUGGUGCCGUGAAAUGCCCAGAUAGCCAGUUCGAGUGUCCUGAUGAAUCAACCUGCUGCAUGAUGCAAGAUGGCAACUGGGGCUGUUGCCCCAUGCCCCAGGCUUCUUGCUGUGAAGACAAAGUUCACUGUUGCCCCCAAGGCAGCUUCUGUGACCUGGUUCAUUCCCGCUGCCUCAUAUCUGGUGGCACCUACCCAUUGGCACAAAAAAGCCCUGCUAAAAAGAUUCAGCAAGAAAAGGAUGUGACCAUGGCCACCAAUAAGCUGUGCCCAGAUGGCCAUUCCCAGUGCUCUGAUGGCUCCACCUGCUGCCAGCUGCCCAGUGGAUCAUAUGGCUGCUGCCCAUUGCCAAAUGCUGUCUGUUGCCCUGACCGCAUGCACUGCUGCCCCCAAAACACAGUGUGCGACUUGGAGAAGAGUGAAUGCCUCUCCAAAAACGGGAGUGCCUCUGGCCUUCUUGUCAAGCUGCCUGCAAAAACAGUGCAGGAGGUAAAAUGUGAUGGAGAAAUGAGCUGCCCAGAUGGCAACACCUGCUGUCGCCUGCAGACCGGAAACUGGGGAUGUUGCCCAUUUCCUGAGGCCACAUGUUGUGACGACCACAUACACUGCUGCCCCCAUGGCUACACCUGUGACACAAAGGCAGGCACAUGUAAACAGGGAGCCCACAAGGAACCGUGGCUGAAGAACACGAUGACUUCCCUCGCUGCUGGGCGCAGUGUUCCCUGUGACAACACCAGCAGUUGCCCCUCUGAGACCACCUGCUGCCUCCUGGAGUCGGGGGUGUGGGGCUGCUGUUCUGCCCCACAGGCCGUGUGCUGUCCUGACCACAAGAACUGCUGCCCCCACGGCUUCGUCUGUAGCCCAGAAGGGUGCAGGUCUGACCAGAAAACUGUGCCCUGGCUGGAGAAGAUCCCGGCCCAUCCAAGACCGGUUUCUGUCUCUGUGGAUUGUGACCAGCACACCAGGUGCCCAGACGGACAGACCUGCUGUCCCAGCCUUCGAGGGGGCUGGGCCUGCUGCCAACUGCCCCACGCUAUCUGCUGUGAGGAUCGUGAGCACUGCUGCCCAUCAGGCUACACCUGCAACGUGAAGGCCCGGUCCUGUGAAAAGCAAGGCUCAGCAAAGCCCCCCACCUCCUCUGUGCCCCUCCGAGUGGGGCUAGACAAAGGAGACGUUCAGUGUGAUGACAGGCACUUCUGCCACAGCCACCAGACGUGCUGCCGGACCAGUGGGGGAUUCUGGGCAUGCUGCCCAUUGGAUAAGGGUGUGUGCUGUGCCGACGGCAAGCACUGCUGCCCCUCUGGCCUCCACUGCCGGGCCAAGGGCACCAAGUGUCUCCGAAGGAAAAAUCUUCGCUGGGAUGUCCUCUGGGAGCUGCUAUGAGAGGGCUCGCCCCGAGGGCUUGCCAGUCUCAUCCAAUAGGACACAGCUGGUAGAGUAGAUGGCUCAGGCUUCCCCCACACUGGGUCAUCUUCUCCACUCCUUCCUCCUCAGAUUCCACAUCAUUAUGGUCAUUAAACUCCCUGGGAGGAACGCUAGCCUGUACCUUCUCCCCAGGCACCUCCCUUUCCCCCUCAGAUCACAGCCCCCCGGGAGGCUGGGAGGGGGCAGCUCAGGAGCACGAGGAAGCUCUCACGGUAGGAUUUUCCACGGCCAUUCAUCUCUUCGGUCUGGUGGGAUGAGGUUCCCCUGACUGGUAGCGCUCUGUUUGUCUCACUGCUCUUUCCUCCUGUGCCUGAGGCGGGUGUUUGAGCAGGGAUGAAAUGAAAUAAAAUUUAUACAGUUUGUUAA